AAAAAGUUUACCUGCCUUGGAUUCCCCCUCCCACAAUGUUUGCCCUUUAUGACGGACUCAUGGAGGAUUUUUAGUUUGCGCCGUGUCUUAGGUCAGCCACCGUGGGAGCGCAAUUUGCUCAAAAUGAGAUUAUUGAUGGCACCGACGCGGUAGUGAUCUGCCUGUGGGAAGAACAAAUCAAAUAAAUCAAAUAAGAAUAAGAAUAACACUUUUUCAUCUGUGUGAACAAUCCCGGUGGUUUAUAAAAACAGGAGGGAUGGAGGCGACGUGGAGAAGAGGACGCGCUCUGGAGCGAUGUUGCCUCUGGAAGACACUGCUCCUGCUUUUCCUGUGGGAAGCGUCGGACCGUCGAGCAGGAGCAGCAGGUGGGGGACCAGGAGGAGGGCCAGACUCUUCACAGCCCCGGUUCUCAUCAUCGCUGCCCACCUACCUCCCUGUCCAGUGCCAGCUGAGUGGUGCAGACUCUGCCUUCUUCCUGCGGGAAGCCAAUCAGGAGGUUAUGCGAAACAGCAGCCUGUCCACAAGGACCGAGCCCUUCUUCCUCCACCAGCUGGAACUGGGUGUUCCUGCCAUGCAAAACUUGCCCAGCGUCAAUUGCAGUUACGGAAACCUAAGCAUUGAGCAGCCCGUCCCAAUGGAGCUGCUUCAGGGGCCAUCACCACAUGUGCUACGGACGGCCAACCAGGUGACUCUGAACUGGAAGGUCAAAGCUCAAGUAGUGGUGCCCAAAGUUGGGUCCUCACGACCCUGGAUACAGGUACUUUUUUAUUUAGUAGGUCGACGCUGGGAUGAGCCUGACCCACCUCCUCCAUCCCUUCUGCCGUGUGUCAGAGCCGUGGCCGUCCGGGACGCCAAUGAAGCAGCACCCUCGGCUGGCUGCCGGCUCGUGGGACCGUCUGGCAUCUGCGUUGUUCGUCUGGAGAUUCCCCCAGCUUGGUUUAUACCACUGCAAGUGAGAAAACGGCCUCCUGAAGUGACUCUUCCAUCCGUGGAUGUGUAUUACUCAAUCAUACCAGUAGAAGGGGCUGGUCAAGAGUGUCCUUACAUUGUGAACGAACCAUGGAGGGGUCAAAGUGCAAACAUCGGGCCUCUUGGAGGGCUAGGUAUGGGCCUUGGGGGUCAGUGGAGCCCCCCGCAGGAUGGGGGUCUUCAGGACAUGCUCAAGGCUGGUUCCGUGGUGAUGACCAUGGGCAUGGUUUCUGCCAAAGGAGAAAGACUGAGACUGGAUGAAAAUGUGGAGGUUCUGGUUCCACCCAGCCCAGUUCGGCUUGGCAAGACCGUGGCGUUUGGUAUCUACAUGAGGACAGAAUCAUCCACACAGCAGUUUACACUGAGGGUGUGGUUUCAGUCAGGCAUCAACUUCCUGGCUGUGAAACCCAGCAAUCUUGUUGCGUGGGAGAUCAAACAGGAAAUGGCGCCGGGAAGUAGUUCAUUGGCAGUGAUGUGUCAGAGAAAGGCCUCCUCCACAGCAGAGAGACUGGAGAUUCCUUCGUACGAAGUGAUGCAGCUAGACUUUGAGGUGGACAACGUGAUCAACCUGGUGCCGACUCAGACUCUACACUGGAACAUCGAGUAUGCGGCGGAUACACAGAUGACUUCCAGGCAGCCAGAGAAAGUCUCACAUCUCUACAUCAGCAAUGCUGACAUACAGGGCAUCGUGCCCCUGGCUGAGGACACAGACGUGGUGAACACAGCCAUCCUGACGGGGCGACGCAUUGCCAUUCCAGUCAAACUGGUUACCGUGGAAAUGGAUGGGCAGGUGAGGGAAGUGGACGACUCGGUCACCUGCAGGUCAACAGACGUGGACGUCCUCAAGGUGUCUCCAAACUGUGACCAGGUUCUGGUGAACGGUAAAGAAAUGCGUGGUCGUCAGUCACUGGCAGUGAAUUUCACCUACCUGCACCUUUCUGCUCAGCUGCAGCUAAAUGUCUGGGUUCCCAAGCUGCCCUUGCAGAUAGAUGUGUCUGACACAGAGCUGAGCCAGGUCAAAGGAUGGAGGGUCCCGAUCAUCACUAACAAGAGACCAACUCGAGACAGUGAAGAUGAUGAUGAUGAUGAGCGGAAAGGCAAAGGUUGCACCCUUCAGUACCAGUACGCCUUGGUGCGAGUCCUCACUCAUUUUGUUGCAGAACCCUCUGAUCCAGGAGGGGAGAUGGUUUACAUGCUCGGUGCCGACUGGCAAGCUGAUAUCACCCGUUUGGUUUUGGACCAGUUAAAGGUAGAAGAUUCUCGAAUUGCAAGACUUAUAGAUGGACGGAUUUUGAUGGGACGGGACUUGGGGAUCACCACUAUACAGGUUCUAUCCCCGCUGUCGGACUCUAUCCUGGCAGAGAAGACCGUGACUGUAUUGGAUGACAAGGUGACCAUUACAGACAUGGGAGUCCAGCUGGUUUCUUCUCUGUCCCUCAGUAUGACAGCGAGUCCUGGAAACUACCAGGCUAUUCAGCUAACAACCACAGCUAUUGACCUGCUACACACACCUAAACAGGAAGCUGCGGUGAGCGCAUGGAUCCAGUACAGUGAUGGUUCAGUAACGCCACUUGACAUCUAUGAUCCUAAGGACUUCCUCCUCUCUGCGGUUUCACUGGACGAGGGCGUCAUCUCCAUAACCAAUCAGGAACAGCACUGGCCAAUUGUGGUCGCAGAGGGCAAUGGACAAGGGCCACUUGUUCGUGUAGAAAUGGUCAUCUCUGAGACUUGUCAGAAGUCCAAAAGGAAGAGCGUUCUGGCGUCUGGAGUUGGCAACGUGCUGGUGAAGUUUGGAACAAAGAGCAAGGAAAGGGGCGAAAUGGAAAGAGGACAGGAGGAAGGAGGAGAGAUGGACAACAGCACCGUUGAGCACCGGACAAAGGAUGGAAGAGAGUGGAAGUCUAACAGUGCAGCAGUGGAUCGAGAGGAAGGAGCCAUGAGGAAGGUGAGCACAACAACCAAGAGCACAGUAAUCCAUCGUGCUGCAGGUGGUAAAGCGGCCAGUGGAGGCAGCAGCAGUAGCCGAGGCAGUGGUCCGAGCCAAGCAGGAGACUACGGCAGUGUCCCAGCACAGGUGGAAGUGCCAGGGACUGGGGGCAGUGAGUUAACCCACACCACCAGAGGCCUGUCGGACCUGGAGAUUGGGAUGUAUGCCCUUCUGGGAGUGUUCUGUCUGGCAAUACUGGUUUUCCUCAUCAACUGUGUCAGCUUUGCUUUCAGAUAUCGGCACAAGCAAGUACCUGUUCUGGAAACAGGAGGUAACAUGAACCAUGCCCAUGAUUGGGUGUGGCUUGGCAAUGAAGCUGACCUCUUAUCUGACCACACUGAUCAAUGCCAGGGUGGGAUACCAGAUGAGUGCACCACCAUCAUCGACCGAAAUGAAGGAGCAUAUGAGGAGAACAAGUACCUGCUGAACGGGGCUGGCAACACCCUGAUGAUGGGUGUGGGCACAGGCAUGGGCACACUUAGUGGGAGUAGUAGUACAGGUGGACACCGUGGCAUAGCCCAUGGACAAACCUUACCCAGAUCUGUCCCAGAACCACAUCAGUGCCUAAUCACUACCGGUGGCAAAGAUGCCACAUGCCACACAGAGCAUCUCAAUAAUUCCCCCAGAUCCACGGCUGCAGCUGCCAAACGCAAACGCGUCAAGUUCACAUCUUUUGCCACUGUCCUGCCCAAUGAUAAUUCAGGUGGGGGUGGAGCAUACACCAACUCCUCAGUCCUGAUGACCAAUGGGAGCGAGGAUGACAUCAAGUGGGUGUGCCAGGAUAUGGACCUGGGUCAGUCUGAAAUCAGAUCCUACAUGGAGAGGAUACAAGACAAUCUGUGACGGUAAUGGAGGGGCAGAGAAUAAAGGCAGGCAUGGGGGAGGCAGAUGGACAAUUAGUACAAUUCACCUGUAAUGCCUUUGCAGUGGAUGAAGGGAGGAAGUAUGGCAGGGAUAUGAGCCGAAUGACAGGAAGUGUGGUUAGUAUUAUCAAAUAGAUGCUUAAAUUUGACUCCCGUAAGAACAUGAAAAGCUUUAAGUCCUCAGUAGGUUACUCUGAAAUCAAUGGUAGCGAACAAUAAAUAACCAUGACUUCAUUUUGUAUUAUUUAUUGUGAGAAUGUUAGUGUAAAAUCAAUAAUUAUACCAUUACUGGUGAUGGAUGUUUAUUUCACAGUACCAGAAAACCAUUGUGCUACAUUAAAUUCAGGAUAUAUUGCUGGAUUAACAUUAUUAAGCCACUCUAUAUGUGGUGAAUACAUACAAAAUUACUCAUACGGUAUAUUGCCAAGACUGUGGUUGUUGACUGAGAGAUCUAGUUUAAUUUUCCAGUAUAAUGAAUGACUAAAGAACAGGUGCACAGCAAAGAUAAAGACUGUUCUUUUUCUAUUGUGUGACACGUUUCAUUUUGACAUUGCUCACAGGUAAAUUAUAAUACAUAUUUAUUUAUUCCCAGUACUUUUUACAUUUCACAGUCACCAGUGCAGUUUUGCCAUUCAGCACUUUAUUCAGGCAAUUUCCUCAAAUGGGACGUGCCAAGAGUUGGAAAAAGGAAAAGUCACACAUAAGACUGUUUCUCCCUUGGAUCCACGACAGAGGCAUUUAAUCUUGCACAAUUACAAACAGGAAAGGACAUUAGCCAUAUUUGAGGCUUUCUUACUGUGUUCAGAAACUGGUCCUGUCGUCUCCCCCCUCCUCCCCCGGCCCUUCUCUGUGUAUGUGACUGGACAUCAGCAGGGACAGAGUGGAUGAAAGGACACAGUGAAAUACUGUGAAACUCUUGUCUAUAAACGAAACAGAUUGAGGUGUCUCCUGUCAAAUAAAAGAGGAGGUUGCUCGGAGUUCUAAUGUGACACUGAAUACUGAGGAUUAUUUAAAAUACAAACAUGUAGGCUCCGGAACAGACUGUGUUGUACCUGGAGCAAACAGGAUACUCUCAAUGACAUUAAAAUACAAAUGAAAAUGGAGAGACUCUCAUGAAUAACUGAUAGAUAUGGGGUCAUGAAAAAGUGUUUGUUAUUUCUGAACUUAUUUCAUAUAUAUAUAAUGUUUUCCCUUUUGUUUGUUCUUUUUGAUAAAUAGAAUGUUUUUAUUAUGUUUCCUACUUUGGAAAGUUAUUAUUCAUUUUAUUAUUAUUAUUGUUAAGAUUUUAAGGAGACAUGGUUAUUUUCUUUCUUUCUCUCUUUCUUUUUUAGAGCUAUAUUUAUUUAAAUUAACAUUUGAGAGGGUGAGGAAGAAAAGGAAGGGCAAGUAUGAGAGGGAAUAUUGCUGCUGGUGAAUGAUAGCACAUACUUUCAUGGUGCAUUCACACCGAAAAGAAGGCAAUUUUUUUGCAUCUCAUUACUACCACGUAUGUGGUCGAUAUGUCAUUUGUAUUUAUUUUCAUUACUCACACAAGUAACACAAGUUAACACAACUGGUGACCACUCGCCUGACGCUCAUUCUAAAGCAAAGUAUGUUCAUAGUAGCACGCGACCAACAGCUUAGAGUGAGUGAAAGACACAUAAGUGGUACAGUUCGGUUUGGUACAGUACGGUACGGAGAGGAUUGCAUUUUCCACUGACAACAGUACUUUUACUUGGUGGGCGGGGUGUGCACCGUGAUCGAUGUCCAUGUCAGCGAAAUAUGUCGCUUGAAGUCGUAGCGGUGCGCAGACAAUGAACGACGACAUUGAACGCAACACGGCAGACAUAAUAAUAACACGUGCAACAACGGAGGACAUCCAGCAGUUGAUUGCUCCUGCUCGGUUUGUGGCUGUUUGUCUCAACAAGACGUCAAGCUUUGUAUGAGUAUAGACUGCGGACGCUGAAGGAACACCAGCAACGGAGUGAAGCUUUUUUGUCGCCCAAUCAGCUGACUGUCGUGGGUCUAGGUCCAGCCGUACUGUACCAUUACUCCAGUACCACAAGGGAAGGGUACCACAUAAUGGUUGGGGCCGGCUAUUUUAGUACUUUUUAAAUGGGAAAAAAAAAGUACUGUACCGUACCGAACCGCUCCACUCAUUUAUAUUAGAACUUACUGGGUAGUACAACUUUCCCGCUCAUUUUCUGCCACACCCUCUUUGUCUUUGCCCAGUCUUGCUUGCUUUGGGAUGUUGGAAGAAUCUCAAAACUGAUUAGCUCUUGUACCAUCAAGUCAUGAAUUUCAAUAUUUCACCUGCAGCAGCUGAAGGGAAUGAUGCAAAAAUUGCGUUUUUGCAUCACAAGGUUUCAUGUCGCCUGGUGCGACUGAUGUGAAAUUUGCUUCAACUCGUGUCUUUGCAUUGCCUUUGUUCUUAAUUUCAUCGUGCGAUAACAGUGACAAGCUCGGCGUGAACGCACCUUAAGAGAGUGAGUGAGAGAGGAGGAGGAGAUGGAACAUGCAGAGGUUGCCUCACCUUCAUUAAGCUCAGGUGACGAGUCAUAAAAAUAAAUAAAAAAAAAUAAUAAUAAUGGAGAAGUGUAAGAUUGUCAAGACUGCAAUAUUUAAUUAUAAUUGUGUUGCUGUUUCAGAGUACUCUGUAUGUUGUAAAUAAGAAAACAUGCUUCAAAGUGCUUGUGAAUAAGAUGCAGGUCACUAGCCACCAACAUAAUAUUUUGUACAUUUUACGGUGCAAAUGGUACACAAUACUAUCAACCACCACAACGUGAAAGUGAUAAUUAUUGUUUUUUUAUUGGUUCCUUUUGUAAAGCUGUACCGGUCUUUGUUUCAAGUAUUGAUUGAGUUCUUGUCUUUGUACAGGGUAGGAAUCAGUUUACCUCCAAUUAAGAUGUAAAAAUGGAGGCAAUCCAUCUAGUAUCACACUCAAAAGUGCUUGAGUAUGGCAAGUCUGAGGAAUCAAUUUCAGAGAGAAAAACAAAUCAAAUGUAUUUAUUUGAGUGGGUGAGUCGGCUGGAAAACAAAGGCAGAGAACCUGGAUUACUGCCCAAAACUAAGCAUCUCUAUUUUUUAGGCAUUUUUUUCUUCAACAACAAGCAUAGUAAUCGUGCACACUGAAAUCACAGCCCAAAUGAUUGGGUCUGAAACAAAAUGAAGAGGAUUAAAAGGAACAAUUACGUGGACUAAUGGACAAAAGAUCUGAGCUGACUCGAAAUGGGGGAAACAAAAUGGGCUGCACAGCCUCCACCAAAGCAAUAGAUAUUUUUUGACUACUCAUGGCAACUGUACUGUGUGUUUUUGGAUACAUGCACAUUGCUGUACAUGGUAGCAACAAGACCGUAAAGGGGGCGGGGGGCGGGGGUACAAGGUGAAAAGCAGUUUGAGGUAAUAGUGUAGCAAUGUUCUCAGAUCUCAGACCUUGUUGACAUGUUAGAACUGUGAGUUUGAUCAUCAUUUACAGGCUGUGACACCUAUUCUACCUGUUGUUUCUAAAACAAACAAAAAAAUACCUGGAAAGUUGUAGAUAAUCUUUCGGAGGUUCUUUCGAUUUUUUAGUCUGGCUAACGUCAGACUGUAUUCCAAUGCAUCGGAGAUGACGGAAAUGCUUCUGUAAGCAAUGGGAUAGAAGUGUGUUGUAGUUUUCUAGGAGCGAUCUAAUAAUGGUGUCUAAUCACUAUAGUCUAGCCUGGCUAAUGUCAGACCCCAGCUCACCCAGACGAAGCAAUAGCCAAAAUCAAAAGAGCGGAUCUUUGGUGGCCGCCCUGGUGGAUGCAUACAAAGGCUGCCAGAUAUUGCUUCUCUGUCGUCAUUGCAUUAAACCCACUUUGAGCACGCAUUUGUGAUUGGUUCCCUUUUUAGGAGAGUUGGCCAAAACAACUUCCUUGCCAGAGCAAAAUCAAAUCGCUGGCAGACUCGACUGGGUUCAGAUUGGAUUUUAGUUCUCUUAAUUGAAAGACAAAUUUACUUGCAUCAUACAGUAUAUCUUUGUUGUGGAAGGGCUGCAACUUCCUGCAUUGUUACUUCAUUUAAAAGUUACCAAUUGUCAAAGGAUUACAGAAAACGCCAGAAUAGUUUUUUUCUGCUACUGAAGACUAAAAGAGUUGUGAGACACACUGAUCACUCAA
Messenger RNA from Solea senegalensis (Senegalese sole), 7937 nucleotides. Its product is annotated as transmembrane protein 132D. The record is from RefSeq and is a predicted model, not a curated record. NCBI's taxonomy places the organism in Eukaryota, Metazoa, Chordata, Actinopteri, Pleuronectiformes, Soleidae. The transcript has 16 exons. Bases 257 to 3799 code for a protein of 1180 amino acids.